Molecule: messenger RNA, 901 nt
Organism: Sorex fumeus (smoky shrew)
Lineage: Eukaryota; Metazoa; Chordata; Mammalia; Eulipotyphla; Soricidae
Gene: GSTM4
Product: glutathione S-transferase mu 4
Exons: 8
Coding region: 85-741 (218 amino acids)
Biological process (GO): glutathione metabolic process
Molecular function (GO): glutathione transferase activity
Source: RefSeq, a predicted model, not a curated record
UAGGCCCCGCCCCGCCUCGAGCUUCCGGUUGGAGUUUCAGGGGCUCUAGGCCACUGACAGCUCAAAGUGCACGAAUCAACAGUCAUGUCCGUGACCUUGGGUUACUGGGACAUUCGCGGGCUGGCUCACGCCAUCCGCCUGCUCCUGGAAUACACAGACUCCAACUAUGUGGAAAAGCUGUACUCCAUGGGCGACGCUCCCGACUAUGACCGAAGCCAGUGGCUGGAUGAAAAAUUCAAGUUGGGCUUUGACUUCCCCAAUCUGCCCUACUUAAUCGAUGGGCCUCACAAGAUCACCCAGAGCAAUGCCAUCCUUCGCUACCUGGCUCGCAAGCACAACCUGUGUGGGGAGACGGAAGAGGAGCAGAUUCGUGUGGACAUCCUGGAGAACCAAGCCAUGGACACUGCAAAUGAUCUGGCCCGGGUGUGCUACAGCCCUGACUUUGAGAAGCUGAAGCCAGACUACUUGAAGGGACUCCCCAACACGCUGAAGCAGUUCUCGCAGUUUCUGGGGAAGAGGCCCUGGUUUGCAGGGGACAAGCUCACCUACGUGGACUUCCUGACUUAUGACGUCCUUGACCUGCACCGCAUAUUUGAGCCCACAUGCCUGGAUGCGUUCCCCAACCUUCAGGACUUCAUGAGCCGUGUGCAGGGCCUGAAGAAGAUCUCCGCCUACAUGCAGUCCCCCCGCUUCCGGCCGCACCCCAUUUACUCCAAGGUUGCCGUGUGGGGCAACAAGUGAUCUUCAGGGAGCGGCGAGCUGACUGGCUUCUGGGGACUCCCGGAGUCACUGUGUCAUCCCGAUGUUCCUGGUCACCUCUUCCCUCCCACUGUUCUCAUUUUUUGUUCUCCCUGCCCGUGUCCCCCCAGCCCUGCUGCUCCCCAGUAAAGCCUCCCCCUCA